Messenger RNA from Erinaceus europaeus (western European hedgehog), 4099 nucleotides. RefSeq names its product maestro heat-like repeat family member 5. The transcript has 30 exons. The record is from RefSeq and is a predicted model, not a curated record. NCBI's taxonomy places the organism in Eukaryota, Metazoa, Chordata, Mammalia, Eulipotyphla, Erinaceidae. Gene Ontology annotation, cellular component: cytoplasm. Bases 83 to 3937 code for a protein of 1284 amino acids.
GCCCAGAGAUAGGGCUGCGCCUCCGGGAAAGAGGAGACAGCUGGUGGCUGAGGCCUGUGCGUCUUUCAAACCAUACCCCAACAUGGACAAGAAGCAUUCGAAAGAGUCAGACAACUGCAUUGUGACUGAUGUGACAUCAUCAGACAUGUCUCAGAACCCCAGAAUCUCCUCCCACCCUUGUGAAACCUCCAAGAAACCAUCUGACCCAAAUGUGUCACAGGACUCUGUCCACAGGGACAAGCGGCACCGAGCCACCAUCAGGCUCUGCAAGUCACAGAGCAGCCAGGCUGCCCUGAUGCCCCAGGAGCACAAGAUCUUCAUGGAGGAAGCCUACAAUGAAGCUGUCUGCUUCAAGAUGCUCCGGGAACUGAAUAAUUCAGACCCUCUUCGCUUGAAAUUCAUCAUCAAGAAGAUCAACAACAUGAGUCAUUUGUACCCCAGCUUGGUUCUGAAAACUACUCAUGAUUACUUCGAGGACAACCCAGAGAUUCCCACCAAGCACAAGUUCCGGCUAUUCCAUGUCCUAGAGACUGCCAUCAGAGCCAGCAACUCCCUGCAAGAGAUCUGGGAAAAAAGCUUCAUGCAACUGGCACUAGAUAACAUGACCAAGUCCACGGAACUGGAGGAAGCCUACCAGGAUGCGGCUAGCAACGUGCUGGUAGCCAUCUGCAGACAUUCGUGGCAGGUGGUGGCACAGCAGUUGGAGAUUAAACUCCUGGGAGGUGUCUUUCCACACCGCAGCUUCAUCUAUGUCAUGGGUGUCUUGACCUCUAACGAGAAAAUUCUCAACAAGGAAGCCAAGAAGUGCUGGGAGGAGAAAGUGGCCCAGAUGGUCUGCAAGUCAACUCAUUUCCUGAAUGAGAAGGAGUGGUCCAAGGAACUGCUGUGUAUGCUCACCAAGCCCAACCGGACACACCAGGAACAGUCCCCAGAGAAGGCCUUCCUGUUCAUCUUCUAUGGGUUGAUGCUUCAAGCAGAGAAGAGCAGCACUACGGUCCGAACACACUUGAAGACCCUCUUAGAGACAUCCCACCAGUGGGCCAGACAGAGGGAGGGCAUAGCUCUCACCAUGGGGCUGGCUGCAGCCUGCCAUCUGGACCACGUCUGGGCCGUCCUGGACCAGUUUGGCCGGAGCAAGCCCAUCAAGUGGAGCCUCCACAGCUACUCCCCAAAGAUACCAGGGGACGUGCGAUGGAAAUGGGCCAGCAGCACCAUCCUCCUCGCCUACGGCCAGAUGGCAGCCAAGGCCAAGACCCGAAUCCUCCCCUGGGUGGACAACAUCCUAUCAAGGAUGAUCUUCUACUUCCACUACAGCUCCUGGGAUGAGACCCUGAAGCAGAGCUUCCUCACGGCAGUCCUCAUGCUCGUGGGUGCCAUCAGUCGCAACGAGGGUGCCCACAGCUACGAGUUCUCACAGAUCCCCGAGCUGCUUGACUGCCUGAUAGUGCUGAUGGAGAAGGAGCCCCAGGACACACUGUGCUCAUCAGCCCGCCAGCAAGUCAUCCAGAUCAUCUCCAAGCUCUGCAAUCUCCGGCCGCCCCUGGACUUGGAGAGGAAGUCCCGGCUCCUGUCUACAUGCCUGCGCAGCGUGCUGGCCCUGCCCCUGCUCAGCGCCCUGGAGAAACACACCUGCCUCUUUCUGGAGCCACCCAACAUCCAGGCCCUCUACCAGAUGACCUCAGAUGCCCUGGACCAGAUGCUGCAAAGCUUCAUUGUGCAAAACCCAACGGCCAAGGAGCUGCACUUCCUUCUGUCGCAUUUGUACAUCUGGCUGGCAUCAGAGAAGGCCCACGAGCGGCAGCGGGCUGUGCUCAGCUGUGUGGCGCUCCUUAAAUUCCUAAGUCAGAACCUCUACCUGGACCCUAAAGAGGAUUUCACACGUAUUGGGCAGCUGGUGGGCAUGCUGGGGAUUCUGUGCCAAGACCCCGACAGGACCACCCGCAGCAGCAGCUUGGAAGGGGUGGGCUAUCUCUACCAGCUCCUGAUGCGCCAGAGAGGAAAUGCUUUGAAGGCAGAAGUACAGGCCCCCAAGCAGCCUCCCCAGAAAAGCAUAGACCCCCUUUGGAGCAGCGGGGACCAGAAGGCUGAGCUCCCCACCCCCCAGGAGGCAGCAUCCCAGAAGGACCACCAUGUCUCCCAGCUCCACGGCUCCCAAGUCAUCAAGGAGAUCAUGAAGCAUCUCACUAUGGCGGAGCUGACUGACCUCAUCUGGAUCACAAUUGAUGGCCUGGGUUCCAGCAGCCCCUUCCGAGUGCAAGCGGCCUCUGAGAUGCUGCUGGCCAUCAUCCAGGCUCACGGGGCCUCGCUGAAGAGAGUAGCCGACCUGGGCCGGGCCAUCCACGUGCAGCUCUGCUCUGUCCGCAUCCCCCAGGCCAAGGAAAAAGCCCUGUGUGCCAUCACCCUACUGGCCCAGAGUCACACAUCCGAACUGGUGACCGCCUUUCUGGACUUCUCCAUACCCCUGGACAGUCAUGCUGUACAGUCGUGGAAGGCCCUGGGGGCUGAGCAGUCUGUGAGCCGCCGGGUGCUGGCCAUGCUGCUGGACCACCUGCAGGAGCGGCCGUUGACCACCCUGGAAGGCUAUGACACCAGCGCCUACCCCAAAGAGAAGGCCUACCUGCACUCGAUUGCUGCCAUGAACACCCUGCAAGAGCUGCAGUUCACCCGAGAGUUCAAGAAGGCUGUGCAAGGGGCCUUCCCCAAGCUCUUCCUGGCCCUCCUCACCCAGAUGCACUACAUCCUGGAACUCAACCUGCCCAAGGAAAUGCAGCCCUGCCGGGGGCCCACUGCCUACAGCCCACAGAACACAGCCCUGGAGACACUGAAGAGCCUGCUGUCCAGCACAGGGCUCUGGAAGGUCUUGGCCCACCUGGAGCUUCGGGACACCUGGAAGCUCCUGCUGGCCCUGCACACCUACCCUCAGGGCGUGGGCCUCGUAGCCAGGGCCAUGGUGCAGAACCCCUGUAAACAGAUCAAAGCCGUGCUGGUGCAGCUGCUGCCCAGCCUGCAGAGCAAGGAGCAGAGGCAGAGGCAGGCGGCCAUGGUCAUCCUCACUGAGUUCCUCUAUAGCUCCACCUUGUCUGAGGUGAUCUCCAUACAGGAAGCCCUGACCCUACUGACCCGGAGCCUCCAGGACCCCAGCCCUGAGGUCCGAGUCUGGAGUCUGCAGGGUCUUGGGAACAUCCUCUUCAAUCCAGAGAAGGGGAAGCUGCUCCGCGGACAGCUGCCGGCCUUCCUGAGUGGCUUCUCCCAGAGCAGCGAGUCGGUGGUUGUGCAAAUCAUGAGCACGGUGUCCGAGGUGCUCCACCGCCUGGGCAGACAAGGGGCGGGGGCGCAGAGCCUUGGCGUCGCCAUCCACGCACGUUCCUUCUUCGAUGACGAGCGCGAUGCAAUCCGCGCGGCGGCCAUGGCACUGUUCGGGGACCUGGUGACAGAGACCUCAGUCACAGACAUAAGCGGCCUUCAAGCUCAGGUGUACCAGAGCAUGGUGCCCCUGCUUCUCCACCUGAAAGACAGCUGCCCAGCCGUGGCCACGCAGGCCAAGUUUGCCUUCUACCGCUGCGCCCUGCUGCUGCGCUGGCAUCCACAACAUACCCUCUUCUGCUCACUGGCCUGGGAGCAAGGCCUCAGUGCCCGACACUUCCUCUGGACACACCUGAUGACCCGCAGCCAGGAGGAGUUCAACUUCCACUUGGCGCAGGCCCUUAGCUGCCUGCACAGCCGCCGCCAACACAUCAAGACCUGGGCAGCACUCUUCAUAGGCUACACCAUCUGCUACCACCCCCAGGCCACGCUCCGGUUGGUGAGCGAGGUGGACACGAACCUGCUGUUCUGUACUUUCCAAGAGCUUCAAACAGACCCAGACCCCAGCAUCCGGGCAUUUGCCACCAGGCUCCUCUCCUUCCUCCGGAAGGUGGCAGACACACGGCAACAGUGAAAAAUCCAGCCACCUCCUUCACCCCUUCCUCCCUGCGCCCACAGCUCGGUCAGACCUGCCCAUCUGUUCGUCAGUUCGUCUGUCCAUCCAUCCGUCUGCACAGAACUUAGUUGCGGAACUUUUUUUUUCCAUUUGAAAGAAAGAUCUAGAUUCAACAAAGAA